Molecule: messenger RNA, 2137 nt
Organism: Notolabrus celidotus (New Zealand spotty)
Lineage: Eukaryota; Metazoa; Chordata; Actinopteri; Labriformes; Labridae
Product: KIAA1328 ortholog
Exons: 12
Coding region: 194-1993 (599 amino acids)
Source: RefSeq, a predicted model, not a curated record
AAUCCCAUCUCUAUCUGGCUGCACACACAGGAAGCGACAAGUGCAGGUUUAACGGAGAACUGACAGCUAUUUCAGCAAAUAGAAAGCCGUCUUUUAGAAAACAGCGAAUGGGCUGUCGUGAUGAAAACGGAAGGCGGGGCUACGAUUCCUUAGCAACGCUUGGCUCCCUGGGAGUGGUGGCGGUUGAUUCAACAUGGCGGCAGCUGCAUCAAAAAGUGGAAACUCGGGGAUAUUUUGGUUGAACGGCGUGUCCGACGAUGAACAGCCUUUGGUGUGUGUUCCUGGUGUGGAUGGAGAGGUGAGGAGGCUGACCUCGUCCAGGAUGGGGCCAGGCAUCACCAGUUCAACUAGUAAAAGAGGCACCAAGAUGCCUGCAAGGCCUAGCUCUGACUGCAGGAAAGAGCCCAUUCCUAAGAAAGGAGGGAAGAAACAAGGUCACUUACAAAGUGAGCACUCUGGGGCUUAUACCAAGGAAAAAGUGUCUGUUGGUCACCCUACCCCUCUGGUUACAGAGCACAUCCCCUUUCCUACCCCUGGUGUCUUCCUCUCCUCAACACAGGUGAUUUCGCAGACUAGUAGAGCUACGAACCUGGUGUGUUUGAAAGAUCUCUGUCCUGAAGAUAAGCGCCGGAUUGCAAACCUAAUAGAAGAAUUAGCCAGAGUGAGCGAGGAAAAAGAAGAAUCAGUGCAGCGUCUAAAAGACGGACAAGAAACCUUUGAGUGCAAGAUCCAGCAGCUGGAGCAACAGAAUGAGAUCAUAGCACAGGAAAGGGAGAGUCUCCAACAGCAGUACAAAGAAUGCCAGGAGCUGCUCAGGCUUUACCAACAAUACCUUUCUGAGCAACAGGCAAAACUUAACCAGUCCAUUGCCCAGCUCAGCCAGGUUCCAGAACGCAGAAAGGUGCUCAGCAGUGAGGAAGCCCCCAGCAGAGCUAAUGGCUCACUCUUUGAUGGCUCAUACCUCAGCCUUGACGCUGCUCGAGCACAACAGCCUCAAGUGUCCAGGAGUGGUUGUGGAGGAAAGGCAUCAGUACAAAUCUCAAGCAAUGCUGACUCUCUUUCCUGUGUGAGUGAGUUCAGUCCAAAUGAUGGGCUGAUCAAACAGCAAAGGAGUCGGAGGAGGCAGUGCAGAGAGCCACACCUCAGGUGUGAGCACUGCCAAGGCAGUGGCCGAGAUAGCGGCUAUGGAACACAACAGCGGAGAACUGAAAAUGGCUCCCGUCUGGGGAAUGACCAACACCACACCUUCAACCACGACGAGUGUGAAAGGCUGCACAGUGGAAAUGGGACUGGUUCAGAGGCCAAAGAGGCCAGGCCUCAGAUGGGUCAUGAGGACUGGGAGGAGAAGAGGCACCAGCUGCUGCUGCAGAAGAUGCAGUUGGAGAUGGAGAGAGAAAGGCUGCAGGCACGGCUGGCUGAGCAAGAGGAGAGACUUCACAGACAGAAUCAGCAGCUACACGCAUCGCGACUUGAUUACAGCAGGUUUCAACAAGCUGUGAAAAUAGAUCUCUGCAGCUCUACCUCUAGAAAUGGAGAUCCAGAGCCAGCAGGUCCUUCCCACUGGGAUUUACCUUCCAGUGUGUGUGAAGAACCAGAGGAACCAGGAAGACAGAGCUUGCAUAAAAAGCCUUCACAACCUCUAGACAAUGGCAACGAGGCCUUAAAGCGAUCCAAAAAGGACAUGUCUACAUCUCCUAUUACGUCCCCUACAAGCACGAGGAAGCCCACCUCAGUAUCUGCAAUCCAAAACACCCCUGAGGCCAGGUUGGACUUUUCUGUGGUUGAGUUAUUGGAUAUCUUUACCCCCGCCUCUGCACCUCAACUAAGUAAGCCCUCCACCCGAAGGCCUAAAACUUCACAAUGUAUGCCGGCCCUCACUGCCCCAAAACCAGUGGGCAGAACCUUGCGUACCCCUGUCGGGCCUUAUCCUCAGCCUGCCCAGCAGGACCUGGAAGAAAGCAGAAUUCUGGAGGAUAUUUUCUUCAUUUGCUGACAAAGAAUCAGAGGAAGAUCCAUUCACUGACUUUUUCACUGUCUUAGAUUCAUUUUUUAAUGGACAUUCUGAAUGAGAAUGAUCAUGUUGUUGUUGACUGUUUCCUUGUUUUUCUAAACCAAAUAAACAAAUAUUUAUUCAUUA